This is a messenger RNA of Aegilops tauschii subsp. strangulata, 2289 nucleotides long. RefSeq names its product fructan 6-exohydrolase. Gene Ontology annotation, biological process: carbohydrate metabolic process. Gene Ontology annotation, molecular function: hydrolase activity, hydrolyzing O-glycosyl compounds. NCBI's taxonomy places the organism in Eukaryota, Viridiplantae, Streptophyta, Magnoliopsida, Poales, Poaceae. The record is from RefSeq and is a predicted model, not a curated record.
CUCCACGUCGGCACGUCGGAGCGCUAUAAAUACGGAGGCUCCGAGGCCGAUUCCUUCAUUCCAGCGAGCUGGGGAGCAUAGCAAGUAGCCAGCUACCACCACCAGCCUAGCAAGGACAUUCGGCCAUGGCCCGGCUAUCUCUCGCGGCGUGCGCCGUCGUCUUCCACCUCUGCCUCCUCAUCUCCUCCUCCGCCUCCCUCCGCUGGCUCUCGGACAAAUCGGCGGCGGUGACCACGGCCGGCGGUGUCAGGACCAGGUCCGCCUACCACUUCCAGCCCGCCAAGAACUGGCAGAACGAUCCCAAUGGUCCCAUGUACCACAACGGCCUGUACCACUUCUUCUACCAGUACAACCCCGACGGCGUGACGUGGGGCAACGGCAACCUCUCGUGGGGCCACUCCGUGUCCGUGGACCUGGUGAACUGGUUCGCGCUCGACGCCGCGCUCCAGCCCAGCCGCUCCUUCGACGCCAACGGCUGCUGGUCGGGCUCCGCCACCAUCCUCCCCGACGGCAGCCCCGUCAUGCUCUACACCGGCAUCGACGCCCGCGGCGACCAGGUCCAGAACGUCGCCUUCCCCAAGAACGCCUCCGACCCGCUCCUCGUCGAGUGGGUCAAGCCCGAGUACAACCCCGUCAUCCCCGUCCCCGCCGACAUCAAGCGCGACGACUUCCGCGACCCCUCCACGGCGUGGCUCGGCGCCGACGGCCUGUGGCGCAUCGCCGUCGCGGCCCGUGUACACGAUGUUGGGGGUGCCACGCUCAUCUACCGGAGCAAGGACUUCCUGCGAUGGGAGAGGAACGCCGACCCGCUUUACUUGGCCCACGCCGCCGGCAUGGUGGAGUGCCCGGACCUGUUCCCGGUGUCUGAGCCCGGAGUGGAGGUUGGGCUCCCGGCGAGCGGCGCCGGGGCGAGGCACGUGCUCAAGAUGAGCGUGAUGGACACCGUCCAGGACUACUACGUCGUCGGGCGCUACGACGACACGGCGGACACCUUCGUGCCGGAGGACGACGACGACUGCCGGAGCUGGCGCCGCCUCGACUACGGCCACGUGUACGCGUCCAAGUCCUUCUUCGACCCCAGCAAGAACCGGCGCGUGCUCUGGGGCUGGGCCAACGAGUCCGACAGCGUGUCCGACGACCUCGUCAGGGGAUGGUCCGGUGUUCAGACUGUUCCGAGGAAGAUAUGGCUGGACGAAGACGGCAAGCAGCUGCGGCAGUGGCCGGUGGAGGAGAUCGAGACGCUGAGGAGCAAGCGAGUGAACCUGCUGAUACCGGAGGUGAACGCCGGCGGCGUGAACGAGAUCAUCGGCGUGAUGGGCACGCAGGCGGACGUGGAGGUCGUGUUCGAGGUCCCGGCCCUGGAGCACGCCGACGUCCUGGAGCCCAACUGGCUGCUGGACCCGCAGAGCCUGUGCGGCGAGAAGGGCGCGUCCGUGCCGGGCAGUGUCGGCCCGUUCGGGCUGCUCGUCAUGGCCUCCGGCGACAUGCAGGAGCACACCGCCGUCUUCUUCAGGGUGUUCAGGCAGAACGACAAGUACAAGGUCCUCAUGUGCACCGACCUCUCAAGGUCGAGCACUAGAGACGGCGUGUACAAGCCGCCGUACGGGGCCUUCGUGGACAUGGACAUCGAGGCGCACGGCGGGAUCAUCUCCCUCAGAACACUGGUUGACCACUCGGUUGUGGAGAGCUUCGGCGGCGGGGGCCGGACGUGCAUCACGGCGCGGGUGUACCCGGACCACGUCGUGAACGGGAACAGCCACCUGUACGUGUUCAACAACGGCACCGGCGCCGUCAAGGUGUCCAGCCUCGACGCGUGGGAGAUGGCCACGGCGACCGUGAACGUGCUCCCCGACGGGCUGAUCGCCGCGAGCUCGGUGGGCAGAGCUCAGGCCUAUUAGGAUCCGGGACCUGGGUUUUCGGUCGGUGGACGGAUGGAUGGAUGGAUGGCCAUUGUGAAUUUCUACGGCCGAUUGGAUUUGCCUGCCCGAUUGUGGCUCAGGUGUACAAAUGGAGGCUCCCUCAUUGUUUCUCGGAACAGCACGGAAGAAGGAUUCUAGGAUGCUGCAAAGGAAAAAGAUUCUAGGAAGAUUUGUGUCUAGGUGUUGAAGUUUUUGAUAGUGUUAAUAAUAGUAGUAGUAAGUAGUACUAGCACGCAUGCCCUGCAUGUUGGGUAUUUGGCAUCAAAUUAAGAGUGUAUUUCCAAGGUGAAAGCGGCUGUCAUGUAAAAGUAUGAUAUCCGCUGAGUUGUAAAAAAUAAUAUUCAGAUAUACAAGUUUUAUUAUUAUGAAA